AAUCGGCAGCAGCUUCGAGAAGUAAUAAUCGACAGUAUGAGUUAGUGAACUUUAUACCACAACACCCAUUCGCCAUUAAAGAGCCGAGAAGAGAGAGAGACAGAGAAAUCCUUCGAAAUUUUGUGAAAAUGAAAAAACAGAAAAUUGAAGACGAUUUGAAGCCAAAGCGGGGUGCCAUAGACUUGUAUGCUGCUCAGUGUGCUAAAUGCCAAAAAUGGAGGUCAAUCGCUACAAAGGAAGAGUACGAGGAACUGCGAAGUACGUUCACAGACGACCCGUUUACCUGUGACAGAACACCAGAUUUAACAUGUGAUGACCCGACAGACCUUGAAUGUGAUGCAAGCAGGACUUGGGUAAUUGACAAGCCAAAUCUUCCAUUGACUCCAGCAGGAUUCAAAAGGGAACUCAUACUAAGGGCAGAUUACUCUAAGUUGGAUGCACAUUAUUUGACACCAACUGGGAAAAAAGUGAGAUGUCAGGGAGAAUUAGUAGCAUUCAUGGAGAAGCAUCCAGAAUACCAACACUUAAAGCUGGAUGACUUCAACUUUACUGUUCCAAAGGUAUUGGAAGAUACAGUCCCUUUAGAGGUGAGAAAGAAACGUGCUGAGAAAUCUGCAGCUAAAAAGGAGGAAUCUGAUGGUAAGAAGAAGAUGUCAAUCAAUUCUUAGACUAAGUUGGCAACAUUGCUAAUGCUCUUUUGCUAUCCUGUUUAUCCAUUACUCGAAAACAAACAAUUGUAAUCACAGAAGUUUAGGUAUCUAGGAAUCGUAGGACUUGAACGUUUGUGAUGUGGGUGGAUGGCUUCCUUUUGUGUGAUUCUGGCCAGAGUGGUAUGUAAAUGUAGAUCAUAACUUUCUAGUUUCCGUGCAUGCUUAUUGGAUGUCUCAUUAGCUAUCACCUUUCCUCACACAUUCGAAAUCUGGAAAUACAUGGUUGUUGCCGUGA
Molecule: messenger RNA, 945 nt
Organism: Spinacia oleracea (spinach)
Lineage: Eukaryota; Viridiplantae; Streptophyta; Magnoliopsida; Caryophyllales; Amaranthaceae
Product: methyl-CpG-binding domain-containing protein 4
Exons: 2
Coding region: 129-668 (179 amino acids)
Molecular function (GO): zinc ion binding; DNA binding
Source: RefSeq, a predicted model, not a curated record